Closterium sp. Yama58-4 is the source of this 2532-nucleotide messenger RNA. NCBI's taxonomy places the organism in Eukaryota, Viridiplantae, Streptophyta, Zygnematophyceae, Desmidiales, Closteriaceae. The record is from the annotation of a GenBank genome assembly.
AUGUGCCAUGCGCGUCCCCACACCGAGCAAGAGCACUCAAGACCAGAUGACACUGGCCUGCAGCAACAGCAGCCUACGCUCGCAUUGAUGGGCCUUCUCCCCCGCCUGACCCACUUGGCCAUCCACAGCAACCCAUCACCUUCUCAAUCCCCCCUGCCCGCACCCAGCAUGGUGCCGCACCUCCCCCCCAUCCUCACCUUCCUGCGCAUCCACUCCCCCCCAUGUGCGCCCCUGCCCGUGCUGCCGCACCUGCGCACGCUCAUAGUGGGGUCCUACCCGCACUCCUCGCGCUUCCUCGCGUUGCUCUUGCUCUUCCCCGCCCUCACUGCCCUCCGCAUCUUCAACCUCUCCACGCACAACCACCACUGCGCCCUCUCCUGCCCUCCCCACCUCAAGUCGCUCCAAAUCUGCCACUCCAACACGCCCCUCCUCCCCGACUGUCUGCACCUCUUCUCCUCCCUCACUCGCCUCCACCUCUUCCAAUGCACCCCGCUCCGCGCCCUCCCCUCCUUCCUCUCCGUCUUCUCCUCCCUCACCCACUUCAACUUCGGUCGUGGCUACGACCCUGUUGUGCUGCCUGUGGGGCUUCAAGGCCACCACCACGAGAUGAGAGCAGCAGCAGCAGCAGGUGUCAACGGUUCUUCUCUCUUCUCCUCCGCGUGGCUCCCCUCUGACUCUCCCUUCUGGGUCAUCCACUCCUCCCCCACCUCCCCCUUCUCCCUGCUCUCCUCCUCCCACCCUCCCUUCACCCUCCCCACUCCCAUCACCCCCUCCUCCCUCUCCACCUGCUUCACCCACCAUCUAACCACCUGGCGCCCCCUCUCCCCCAUCUGGUUCGCCUCGCUCCCCUCCCCCUCCUCCCUCGCGCACACCCUCGCCCGCUACCCCAACCUCUCUACGCUCGCCCUGCCCCUCGUCUCCACCACGGCCUGCCCCCUCCGCCCCUCCCAUCUUCGCUCUCUGCUCGCCGCUGCUGCCGCUCUCCCUGCUCUCACCUCCCUCUCCUUGCUCCUGGAGCCCGGCUUCUCACCCAACCACCAGUGGGGGUAUGGACGGGACGACUGGUGGGCGGAUGCGGGGAUGGAGAGGAAGGUGCGGCGAUGGUGGGGAGAGGCGAGCCAGGAGAUGGAGAGGGGGCUGUUUGCCGUGCUGAAGAGAUGCCGGGGACUCAAGCAGCUCUGCAUUCAAGGGGACACCCUCACAGACCGGCUCAAACUCCCCGACUCGCUCUUCCUGCGCUGCCCCCAACUCACCGCCCUCUCCCUCCCUCUCUCCCGCCUCCCCUCCUCCCUCCUCCUCCUCUCGCGCCUCACCUCCCUCGCCCUCGCCCUCCCAGAAGACCCCAUGCCUCCGCAGCUCUCCCUCCCCUCCCCCUUCGCCCUCCUCCACUCCCUCCGCUCGCUCGCCCUGCACGUGCCAAGCACCCUCAAACGCCACUACCCCCCUGGGGAUGGCACCAGCUGGAGCGGCGUACUGCUGCCUCUCUGCAACCUCACGUCCCUCUCUCUCUCCCACUACCUAUUCUUCCCCCCUCUCAUCCGCCACCUCACCCGCCUCACCUCGCUCUCCCUCCCAUCCCUCCACCGUGCACAAGGCUCCGGAGUCAACAACACCGCGCCCUGCUCUCUCCGCCACGGCCUCUCUCGUCUCACUCGCCUGGAGGACCUCUUUUUCGGUUGUGACAACCGCUGCGAGAGCUCCGACUCUGCCUGCCUGCCUCGCCUGCCCCGUCUGCGUCGCCUGCGCGUGCAAUGCCCCGAUGAAACCGUGCACGUGGCUCGGCUCAUCGCAGCUGUGGCACCAUCCCUCGAGCAGCUGGACGUUCGAGCUGACUACCGCAAUUAUACCUCCGCAGAUCUUUGCAGCACGGUUAGGUGGCGCAGAAACGGCGAUGAGUGGAGGGCGCCUGUGUGUGAGCAGCCGAAGGUGCUGCAGCUGGUGACGUCAGGCCCUGCUUCCAAUGUGGACAUGGCGCUCUUCCCUGCCCUGGAGCACAUGGCACUCGCUGGCAGCCGAUAUGUGCUCUGGCAAGUGGAGAGUGGCUUCUCUGCCAACCUGCGCUUCCUGCACUUGGACCAUGCAAAGCUGUCGGGGUAUGGCAGUGACAGUCAGCUGACGCAGCUAACGGCGCUCACCACUCUGGUGGUGGACGACGCUGACUGCCGGGACUUCCUAGCAUGCCUCUCCUGCUUCUCCUCCCUGCACACCCUCCGCCUCUCCAACAUCACCAGAGGCUGCUCUGAGCCCUAUCUCACAUGCCCGCCUCGCCUCGCCACGCUUCAAAUAUGUCGCUGCGACCUGCCGCACCUCCCAUACUCUUUGGUGAAAUUCUCCCGCCUCACUCGUCUCGACCUCCUCCACUGGCGCCGCUUGCACUCUCUCCCGCCUUUCCUCUCCGCCUUCACAUCGCUCCGCCAUUUCAGAGUUACCGCCGAUGGCCCCAUACCCCACGUGCCGGCGUGCCUGAAGGAAUUUCUAAAAGGGAAGGAAUGGUACGAGCAUUCGCCUUGUGAGGGGAGCUUUGGGGAUUGA